Mercenaria mercenaria is the source of this 777-nucleotide messenger RNA. Its product is annotated as tigger transposable element-derived protein 6-like. NCBI's taxonomy places the organism in Eukaryota, Metazoa, Mollusca, Bivalvia, Venerida, Veneridae. The record is from RefSeq and is a predicted model, not a curated record. The coding region runs from base 1 to 777 and encodes 258 amino acids. Gene Ontology annotation, molecular function: DNA binding. The transcript has a single exon. Gene Ontology annotation, cellular component: nucleus.
AUGGAUGAGACUAGUUUAUUUUACAAACAGGGGAAAUCUACAACAUUCUGUGUUGCAGGCUCAGAUCUGGCUGGUGGUAAAAGAGCCAAAGACAGGAUUACUGUUGCGUUGUGUGCAUCUAUGACUGGUGAAAAACUUAAGCCAUUGGUCAUUGGGAAGUCGCGAAAGCCGCGGUGUUUCAGUAGGAUAAAUGUUGAUUCUCUGUCGGUAACUUACCGCUUCAACAAGAAAAGUUGGAUGAACAGCGGAUUGUUCGAGGAAUGGUUAAGUAGUGUUGAUAAGCAGAUGAAACGUCAAAAAAGGAAUAUUCUGUUGUUCCUAGACAAUGCGCCUUCUCAUCCAAACAUUCAGUUGAGCAAUGUAAAAGUGGUGUUUCUCUCUUCAAACACGACAUCAGUAGCACAACCUAUGGAUCAGGGGAUCAUUCAAACCAAGAAACCUAAAUUCUAUCAGCAACAGAGUCAGCAUAUUAUUAAUGAGAUGGAGAAAUCUACUCAGAGUGGUAGUGAACUGCUGAAACAGAUAUCUGUGUUGGACACUAUCUUCUGGAUUAAUCGAGCUUGGAAAACUGUUGACGCAACCACAACAAUGAAGUGUUUUGACAAGUGUGGGUUCGAAAAAGUAAGACAGACACCAAUUGAGACUGAAAGUCAUAGUGACUGUGAUUCGGAUGAUGACAUUCCGCUCAUAGAGCUUGCACGUAGUCAGGGUAUAUAUGGUACAGACAUCCGUGAAAUAUCAAUGAUGAUAUUCCGACCUGUGACAACAGUGAAAUAG